GUUGUUGAGGCUAUUGAUAAUGAAGAUGAUGAGGAUGAUGAUGAUGCUAGUGAGCCACAGCCUGAUAAUUCUAAAUCCAGACCUAAAAUUAAGCUGCUGUUUAAACCAAAGAAGGGUACUAAAGGUCAGUUAAAUAACAACAACAACAACAACAACAACAUCUUUAUUUCUUACAUUAAAUAUACAAAUAUCACACUACCUGCAAAUAGCAAGGCUAAUCGAGGCAGGUGGUGUGUAGACGGCUUAAGAUUUAUUACGAAUAGUUGAAGUGAAGUACCAUAUUUUAUAAUAAAAAAGGUCAGUCACGAGAGAAAUUGAGAUAAGAAAAUCGAGGCAGCUAUUGAGAUAAGCGGGACUAAUAUUUUUUAAAAUCGGAGAUUAUCGUGUUUAGGUCAGCAUUAUCCUAAACUUCAAAUAUUUUCAACAGAAUUGUAUGAACUUUUUCCUUAAAGAGAGAUUUUGAAGAAUUUCGUAAAUUUUCAGGUAUACUAUUCCAAAUUUUGGCUCCCAUAAUAGAAAACGAAUCACUUUUCUGAUUUAGUCUAGAGUGGCUAAUGUAAUAAUUUCCAGAAGAGGAGGAGCGAGUGCUGUAAGAGUGGAUUUGUUGAGUAGGAAUAAAGAGAUGUGAAAUAUAUUUUGGGGGGCAGUGUUAUUGUAAACAUCAAACAUUAACAUCGAAGAAAGCUUAAAAUAGAGCAUUGUAAUAGGCAUAAUAUUAGAGUGAAGAAAGUAAGGGACGGCAUGAGAGCGGAAAGGUGCGAAGUUAAUUAGGCGCACAACUCUCUUUUGUAGUGUAAGGAGUUUCUCCAAAUGAGUUUUUGCAGCCUGGCCCCAGGCAACGAGGCCAUAAGAAAGAUAAGGGAAGAUUAAAGAAUUGUAAAUCCCGAAAAGUGUCUUAAUUAGGAGGAACAAAAUGUCUUAAUUUAGAUAACAUAAAUCUUGUUUUUCAAUUUUGUAACUAUUUAAAGUGGAACCCACCAUAAUGAAGUUCUAAGGGUUUGCAAAAUCGUUUAAUGUAAUUUGGAGAGGUUUAGAAUCACAUUUAUGGCAAAUGGCAAAUGGCAAACAGCAAUAAUUCAACCAUGUGCAUGACCAAGUGUUUCUGCUACUUUUUGUUUACAUUUUCUUAUAUAUAUACACACAUGAGUAUAAGCCUCAUGUCAUGUUUAUCCAUGAGACUGGCUGUUUAAUUCCUUAUUUGAGAAUUCGAAAUAGUCAACUUUAAUCUGGCAUUUUCUGUUUGCCAUAAAUGUAAUUCUAAAUCUGUGCAAUAUAUUGUGAUGUUAUACAAAAUGCCUUGUUCAUUCAUAGUAACUCUGGCAGUAGUGUCCAUUCAGCAUGAAGAUAUGUGCUAAGUAAAGGUUUAUUACCUUGUGGUUUGACUGUGUUCAAGUCAUUUCAUAUUAUUCAACUUGGAGAAAUAUUAUUUUUAUCUUAUGAAAGGUGAAAACUUUAAGAAAAUAAUAUUAUAAACUGCAUGUAUAUGUUGUGGUUUAAAUUUUUCGUUGGUUUAAAAUUUUUCAAAGCUGUUUAAUUUUUGUUUUUCUUUGUCUCUGAUUAUGGUAAUUGAUUUUAGACAAAGGAAAGUAAAAAUUAAACUGGUUUGAAAAAUUUUAAACCAAGGAAAAAUUUGAAUCACAACAUAUAUAACAACCAUAACUCUUUUUUAUUUGGUGAAACAAAUGAUUAAUUUUUAAAAUCUGCUCUAAUUUGUUUUUGUUUUUCCCAAGGUGACAGAAAAUCUAAAAUUGUAGAUGAUGACAGUGAUCGGGGAAGUGAAGCUAGCUCAGGAAGUAGGUCAAAGAAGAGUAAUGGUAGAGCUAGCACUAAAAGUAAGGGAAGCAAAAAGAAAGCUGUUGAAAUAGCUGAUGAAGAUAGUGAUGCAAGCCAGGCCAGUGGAAAAAGCACCAAGAAGAAGCCUGCCAAAAAUACUGGGAAGACAAAGAAGGAAAGGACUGUCGUCAAAAAGAAGAAGAAAGAAAGAAAGAAACAAAAGUACAGGUGAGAGAUGUGAGUCUUUGUUGCAAUUGUGAUUCGAGGUUUGUGAUUUCAGUAGAUUUCCUUUUCCAGUAAAAAGAUGUUUGUGAUCAGCCAAAAAAGCCAAUCCUGAUAAGUACAAAUGUACAUAUAUCUACAAAAGAAUUUUAAUGACACCAAAAUCGAAUUUAACUACUUUUUUCAAUAAUGUUAAAAUGUUGCAAAUUGAAAAAUAUGGAAAAUUAAAAAUUAACAAGCUUUUGAAGCACUUAAAAAGUCAAGUGGUGUAUGCGCUUAAACCACUAAGUGGUUUAAGUGGACACACCACUGUCUUGAUGUCUGUUGAUGUCACAUGUCCUGUGUCAUCAAGUUCCAACAUACAGCUUCAUUGUAGACAACUUUUGCACCUUGCCUCUGUAGAAUCUGUCAAAUGGUACCUGAAUAAGCACAAUUUACUCAAUCAGGAUUUUAAAAAAUGCUAAAUACCAUAUUAAGUUGACUAUAAAAGUUUAUCAAGGCUGUGCUCUAAGAGAAUUUGAAGGGACCCCAGUGCUCUUGAAAUUGUGAAGUCCGAGGUGUCCAGCAUAUGCUUUUUAUGGAAAAAAACCAAGAUUCCCUAUUUACCCAGGAGGAAAAAUAGGGCGCUAGGCAGGGGCCACUGGGUGAUUCCAGAGCACUUCCUUUUUCUAUAACUCAUGAUCCUCCAAGAAUUGUGGCUCCAACUUUCUACUAGUCCAAAAGCAUUUUGUACUAGUGAAGCUGUGGACUAUUGCUAAGGUUGAGAACUGUUUAGGUGGAUUUUUUUAUUUUAAUUAUUCAUUUAUGAGUGUGAUGAAUCUAACAUGUUGGUUUUACAUUGGUUUGUAGGAAAUGAUGAAGAUAAUGUCAUGGGUGUGGUAAGUCAUGAUCACUUGGCAAACUAUUUUAAAAGUAUACUUCAAUCUUUAUUAGGAAGCUUAACACGGUGUAGACAGCAGUGAACAUUUCACUUUAAAAUGAAUUUUUGUUCUUUCAAACUCUAUUGCUUUCAUUUAUUUAGCCUCUCUCAUUUUGUCAAAUGUGUAUUUAUCUUCAAAAAGAAAAAGAAACAAUAUUAUUGUUGUCAUGUGUUCCCAUCCUCUAUUAAAUGUCUCAUUAGGAAGUUUUGCACUGUUAUUGUGCAGUGGACAUCAAGGAAAUAACUAGCCUGCAUAGCUGGUGGUAUUGUGUGGGUGCAAGAUUAAAGUUUUGGCGGCGGAGCCGUGUUCCAAAAAAAGGGAGCAGGGACGAGGCGGUUGAAAUACUGCCUGCCAGAAAACCCCGGUAUUUUGAAUAGUCCACACACUAGGGUGCGGAGAAACGGAUUGGUCGAGGGCCGUACAUAUGUCAAUCAUGUUAGAUGAUCCUUCACAUAUAUUUCCCAAUUAAGGGAGCAGAUGGCAAACUGGAAAAGACGUAAGUGAUUGUGGUUUCCCCUUUAAAAAGAGCAUAAUUGAUGACCAAAUUGCUGAAAUGGCGUGUUUAUAAACUUCACAGCACUGGAAUUGUCUUUAUUUAGCCGUAAGAAACAAAGGUCAAAGAAAAUUAAAACACUUUUACAACUGCAUCUGAGACCAAAUCCUAUCAAGAACACCUACAGAAGAAUAAACCACAGGAAAUGGUAACAAACCAGCUUCAUGACCUUUUAAUGUUAAGCCUAGCUUGGCAAAAAGAUAUUUACUCAGUCAAAGUUUAGAAUGAUACAUGUACUGUGUAGUGCUAGUAACCUUCGCGUGAGAGCCGAGAAAAUAAAAAAAACUUCUGUUCAAGCAAACUCACGAGGUCACGUUUCACAUUAUCACGAGCUUAGGAGUCGUGUUUAGCCUGUCAACACUUAUUUCUAAACUGUCUUGCGUGAAAAUAAUCGGCUGAUUUAAAUGGGAUCAGCUAAGGUGACAAAAAUGGGCGGCAUUCGAAAAAUCAUGGUUCUCUGGCAGGCGGUAUUUCUCGCGGCUUUGCCGUUCGUGACGGCUCCGCGGUCAAAUCUCACUCGACUAUAUCACAACAGCUCGGCCGCCAAAUCUCACUCGACUACUACACAAUACCGCCAGCUACGCAGGCUAGGAAAUAACCAAAAUGCAUGAUGCACGCACAGAGUAUAGCCUGUGUACAGACGUCCCCUCUGCCUCAGACAAAAUCGGGAGAAGAGACGUCUGUGAAUUGCCGAUGAUAAUUGUGUUCCUGUUUCCCUGGAAUGUUGGGGACAGCCUCUGAUUGGUUAUAAUGUUAAUUAUGCCGUGAUGCAAAUAGUUUCCAGUGUUGUGAUUGGUGAAUGAAUCUCAGAAUAGAUUCCCCGGGGAAAACCUUAGCCUUUGUGGACAGUUUACCACAUUUAUAUUUGUUUACUUGUAUUUCGGCUCUCUGGAAUGGGCAUGCGAAAUUAUAGCCUGUUCCAGGCGUUCAGAUAGUGGGGAGCGGUGCGAAGUAAAAAGGAGCGCGAAAAAAUAAAAGCGAGGGAGGAGGAGAGGUGAGAGAGGGAACGCCUGUUAGAUUUGUUUUAAAUAGACUCUUCCGCCCAGUCAGACCUCAUCAGCUGUAGGUGGUCUUCACUUGUCAAUCAAGACUGGUGUUAUAACCCGAUGCAAUUAUUAUUUUCUUGCGAAUAAAUCGAAGUUUGUCAGAUCAAAAAUUAAUAUUAUGUUUACGUAAUCUUACUAAAAACCCAAUGUAAGACUUUCAGACAAUAGAAGACGGGAGAAGUAUUCAUGUAUAAUGAACUUAUUUAGGGCUUUAAAACAUGAUUUCAGCGUGUACGUGACAAAAAAUUAUGAAUCAAGUGACAAACAAAUAUCGAUCAUUUCGAUAGAAAGCCGUUUCAAUACAGAUCGUUAACUCAAGCAAUGAAAAUGCACAACAAUUGAAGGGAAAAUUUACUAUUCGGUGAUUGAGUGGACCUCGUCAAUAGCGAUAGCUGUAACUUGCUUUCCAAGCUUUCCUUUUUGAAGUCCUUUUGUCCAUUCAUUAGACAACCACGAUUUGGCACUUCAGUAAACAAUUUCACAGCUUCCACUUUUAACGGCUUCAUCCAUAUCUCCUCCCAUCAUUGCCGCCGCUACUCCGAUUUUGUUGAAAUAUUCCACUUGGUCUUCCAUGAUGGUAAUCAACGGAGUUACCACAACAAUCGUAAAUGGCAUUCUAUCCUUUCUUCAUUCCAACGCACGCUUAUUUAGAGGAAAAAGCUGGAAAAUAAGAACUUUUCCAAAGCCAGUCGGUGAGAAAUUGCUAAGAUAUCUAUCCUACCGACUGCGUGUUUUAAACAGUUUCUUUGCUGUUCGAUUUUAACCUCCACGUUAGGAAAGUCACUCAGCCUGUGUUUGUUGCGAGUUUGAAUUCUGCGUGACGGCACGUAGAGUCUGUCAUAACGGCCAUAUCGCAUGUCUCGCUGUGAUCGAAGACGCUCCACUGUUGACAAAAACUGUCAAAACCAACCAAUCAGAGGGUAUACCAGGAUCUGGUAUACCGGAACGCACUUUUGUUAAAAAUUCUUACAAGCGUUCCCGCACCUCUCUCCCCAGUCCCCCUCUACUUUUCAUCGCUUUCUUUACUCCGCACCGCUCUCCACUAUCUGAACGCUUGGAACAGGCUAGCGAAAUUAAGACCACUGAUGUUUGCUGCAUCAGUUGCGGGUGCGUCUGUCUUUGCCAGAUGGUAUUGUAAAAAAAAAGGGAUUAGGACGUACAGAAUUCAACUCUUAAUCAGGGAUCUUAUAUCUGGAUUUUAGCAUGGACAUUGUGUGAAGCUGUUCGGCUAGCCUGAGUACAGACCCCAGGGCUAUUUUUUGGCCUUUACUGUACAUGUGCUGAUCAUGAUUCGUAGAAAAUAAAGGCAAAAGUAACAAUCCUUACGUGGAACCUACUUGAAAUCAUCGAAUGGAUCAACUCCUGCAUAAAAUGCUUGACUGGAAAUGGAAACAGUACUUUUGAGAUAAAACUUCUUUCAAACCAAAAACCACAGGAAAUCGAUGCACAGUAACAGACCGACUUUAUUUAUUAUGCUAAAAAAAAUUUUAAAAAACUUCAAAAGCAUGAUAUACUAGUUGUGUGACAUUUUAGCAAGAUAUUCUAGUUAGGACCUAGCUGAGCUAUAAAUGUUGAGAACAUCCGAGAGAAUGACUGCGUACAUUCUCUUAAAGAGUCCCGAGUCAUGUCGGUCUGUCAACACCUUUUCAACUGUCAGAUGAAACAACAACAAAAUAUGAUUUAUGGUAAUGUGUACUGGAACGUGAGUAAUGACAGUUAUUCCCAGACGUCUCUUCUCCCGAAGAGGGAGGGGGGUCGUCUGUACGCAGGCUAGCACAUAGCUGUUGUUUUAUUUUUUUAUCACCGCCAUGGUCAUCGUGGCUGCUUAAGCUUCCUAUUAUCCCAUUCAAAUAAAAGUGUUUCUUGUUUCAUGAUGGAAAUUUUCUACUGAUUGUAUGUGUUAUUGAUGGUAGGAUGAGCAUCAGGACUACUGUGAAGAAUGUGAAGAGGGUGGGGACUUGUUACUGUGUGACACCUGUACACUGUCUUUUCACUUGCGUUGUCUGGAUCCCCCACUUGAUGAACCUCCUCAGGGAAGAUGGAGUUGUCCUGUCUGU
Molecule: messenger RNA, 6571 nt
Organism: Porites lobata
Lineage: Eukaryota; Metazoa; Cnidaria; Anthozoa; Scleractinia; Poritidae
Source: the annotation of a GenBank genome assembly